CGAAAUAUGAAGACAUAAAAUUGAGAGAAUUUGAACACCAUCAAUUGAGGCUUUGAAAAGAUGAAACUGCAGUGAAGUGGAUGAUUCUCACGAAAUCGAAAUCAAAUCCGAAUCCAAAAUGUUUCAGACGAAAUCAAACCUUGAUCAUCACGAACCAUUAGUACUAAAAUCAGCAAUAUAUUCAAGAAUUCUUCUAAUCACCCUAAUCAUCUUCUUCCGAAUCCUAGCUUCCCCUUACGACACUUCCGCAUCCCUAAACCCACCUUGCCUCACCGCCACCACCACCACCACUCCAAACGAAACUCACCGUUCACCCAUAGCUUCCUCCAUCGAAAACGGCAUCAUUUGGGACUCCGUUUACUUUAUUCGUGCCGCUGAAUGUGGCUACGAAUAUGAACAAUCCUACGCCUUUUUACCUCUUCUUCCUCUUUUCAUUUCCUUUUUCUCUCCUCAUAGAUCUCUUCUCGCUCUCUCUUCUUAUCUUAUCAAUAAUCUCGCUUUUGUUCUAGCUGCUCUUUACUUUUACAGACUUUCCAUAGCUAUCUUGAAGGAUCCUGAAAUCGCUUUACGAGCUACAAUUUUGUUCUGCUUUAAUCCUGCUUCUAUAUUUUAUUCAUCAAUAUACUCGGAGAGUUUGUAUGCUAUUCUUAGUCUUGGAGGAGUGUACUACUUUGUAUCUGGAAGAAAUAAUUUGGCUGUUCUUCUUCUGGCUCUCUCUGGUUUGGCAAGGUCUAAUGGGGUGCUUAAUGCUGGCUAUGUCUGUUUUCAGACUAUGCAUCGGGCUUAUCAUGCCCUCUUUCAAAAUAAGAAUUUUACUUUGGCUUUGCAGAUUAUUAUUGUUGGGGCUUUUCGCAGUGCAUGUAUAUUUGCUCCAUUUGUAGCCUUCCAGGCUUAUGGCUACUACAAUAUGUGUGUUGGGCGUUUUCCUGAUGAGAUUAGGCCUUGGUGCAAGGCGAGGGUGCCAUUACUUUACAAUUAUAUUCAAAGUCAUUAUUGGGGUGUAGGUUUCUUGAGAUAUUUUCAGCUGAAACAGUUGCCUAACUUCCUUCUUGCAUCUCCAAUCCUGUCUCUGGCGUUUUUCUCAAUUGUUCACUAUGCUAAGUCAAGGCCUCGGAUCUUUUUCUCGCUUGGUUUUGACACUACAAUUGAAGAAAAGAGCUGCGACGUUAUGUUUUUGUCUGAGGAUCUCUCAAGGUCCAAAGUAGCUGGCAGUGUGGAGAAAUCCUCUGUUAGAAUAGAAGAACAUUUCAAUGUUAGGAAGAGGAAGAAUGUAAUCAAAGGAGAUGUUUCCCAUGUUCCCAAAAAUUCUGAGCCAGCAGCCAGACCAGGAUACUUGUCUGCAUCUGUUCUGCCGUUUGUGUUACACUUGGGAUUCAUGGCAGGCACUGCUUUUCUUGUCAUGCAUGUACAGGUGGCAACUCGUUUCUUGUCUGCCAGCCCUCCUCUCUAUUGGUUUGCUUCAUAUAUAAUGACAUAUCCUGCAAGAUACCUUAGAUGGGGAUACCUGAUAUGGGCAUACUCUGCAGCAUAUAUUCUUCUUGGCAGUUUGCUCUUUUCAAACUUCUAUCCUUUUACAUGAUAAGUUACAGAGGUGGUUCUUGAAUAUCAUGAAGCUUGGCACGUGAAUUUAAGAUGUCUGUUGGUUUUUCGGCCAUUUGGUGGUGUUUCUAUGUGAUCGCAUUUGCCUGUUAUGUACUAGGCAGUAGUGGGGAUAAUGCCCCCUUUGUGUAGUGUAUCCUGCAGUCUGUAAUCAUCUGGCCUUAACAAAGUUCAAUUUUGUUUUCACUUUUUCUUAUUAUAUGUUUCCUGUUAACAAGCUUCUUUUAAAGUUCAACAUAUCUUCAUUUCCAAUGUAUAGUCAUACUUAUGCCCCAAA
This is a messenger RNA of Medicago truncatula (barrel medic), 1876 nucleotides long. RefSeq names its product GPI mannosyltransferase 2. Lineage: Eukaryota; Viridiplantae; Streptophyta; Magnoliopsida; Fabales; Fabaceae. Bases 119 to 1579 code for a protein of 486 amino acids. Gene Ontology annotation, molecular function: GPI mannosyltransferase activity; alpha-1,6-mannosyltransferase activity. The transcript has 7 exons. Gene Ontology annotation, cellular component: mannosyltransferase complex; endoplasmic reticulum membrane. Gene Ontology annotation, biological process: GPI anchor biosynthetic process. The record is from RefSeq and is a predicted model, not a curated record.